This is a messenger RNA of Topomyia yanbarensis, 2026 nucleotides long. Its product is annotated as activating signal cointegrator 1. The transcript is spliced from 5 exons. Bases 95 to 1690 code for a protein of 531 amino acids. Gene Ontology annotation, cellular component: nucleus. Gene Ontology annotation, molecular function: zinc ion binding; transcription coactivator activity. NCBI's taxonomy places the organism in Eukaryota, Metazoa, Arthropoda, Insecta, Diptera, Culicidae. Gene Ontology annotation, biological process: positive regulation of DNA-templated transcription. The record is from RefSeq and is a predicted model, not a curated record.
CAGCAGCAUUUCUUGAUGAUUUCCUAUACCGAAGGAUCCAAGUCAUCAGUGCUUUCCAAAAACGGUGUUUCAACAUAAAUUUUUGCACAUAAAGAUGGACAACUGGUUGAGGGAACGACUGUCGAAGUACCUAUGCUUUGAGGUACCAGACGAAAUGAUAAGUUACAUUCUAACCAUCCACGGAGCACAGCAAAUUGAUGAUUACUUCAAAACACUGCUCGAUUUCAAAAACCCGGAGCACGUGGGAUUUCUGAACGAGUUUAAACAACGAUUGAGAAAAAGCCCAUCGGACGGGCGAGGUGGAACCGGAAAAAAUCAGAGAUCCAACAACAGAGUACAACAGCCAAACAAAAAGACAGAUCAGCAGCCACCGCUACCAGUUCAGAAAGCAGAACCAGCUCCGAUAAGUCAACCGGUCUCGAAUCAGGGAGCAGUAAAGAAGAAAACCAAAUUUGUCAGUCUCUAUGACCAGGAAGGACGAACGAAUGUGGUUCUGCUGAAGGGGCGACACUUGUGCGACUGUCAGGCGUCCAAGCACAAGCUGGUCAAUAAUUGUCUCCACUGUGGUCGAAUUGUUUGCGAGCAGGAAGGUAGUGGCCCGUGCUUGUUCUGCGGUAGCUUAGUGUGUACCGACGAAGAACAACGAAUGAUUGAUAGUUCCUCGAAGAAGGGUGACAAUUUGCGGCGAACUUUGCUGGAUCAAAAUCGGCCAAAGGGUUGGGAGGAGGCAGUGGCUACCCGUAAUCGUUUGCUGGAGUACGACCGAAACAGCGAGAAACGAACGACGGUAAUCGAUGACGAGAGUGACUAUUUCAAGGCCAACUCAGUUUGGUUGUCGGAUGCCGAACGGAAGAAACUUGAGAAGCUGGAGGUUGAGAUGAGGGAAAAGAAACAUGCCAGCCGGCUGAGUCGCAAAGUGACGUUGGAUUUUGCCGGGAGGCAGAUAGUGGAGGAACCUCAGCUGACGAUGGAGGUUGAAGAUGAGAUAUUGAAGCAGAUUGCCGGGUUUGCUGGAACGGAUAAGGAAAAUAGUGGUGAAAACCUGGUAUGGAAUAAAGGAAAGGAAAGGUUAGAGCAAGGUAAUGAUAUCCAUCCAGGAAUUGUAGGGGAACCUCCGAAGUUUAUAGACUUCAGCGCAGGAUCACUACCGUCUAACCGGAAGGCAAAUUCUUCCGGUGGCUUUGAUGGAAUUUACAGUAAAGUACAGGACAAAGAAUUCCUUGAAAUGUCCGACCUGCGACAUUGCAUUUCGAUGCAUCAGCCAUGGGCAUCGUUGCUGGUGGCAGGUAUAAAGAAACAUGAGGGACGCACCUGGUACUCGGCCCAUCGGGGUCGGCUCUGGAUUGCUUCCACUGUGAAACCGGUGGAUAUGGAACUUGUCCGACAGAUGGAGCAGUUCUAUCGGGUACUGUACAAUGACGAAAACAUUGAAUUCCCUUCUCAGUACCCGUCUGGUUGCCUGUUGGGUUGCGUAUCGGUUCAGGAUGUUUUGCCCCAGGAAGAGUACCGUAAGCAAUACCCCAACGGUGAGUCGGACAGCCCGUUUGUGUUUGUUUGCAGCGACCCGCAGGAGCUACCGAUUCGGUUCCCGGUCAAAGGGCAGCAUAAAAUUUAUAAUCUUGAUUCGAAAGUACACCAAGCUGCCGUAAAAUCUCUUCAGAGACUGUCGAAACUGAAUGCCCAAGCAUAAAUGGCAGUGUUGUCUAGAAAGGAUAUUCCUUGGGGAAACUGCAGUGAUAUCUGUUGCUGAAUAUGAAUUAUCAUUGAAAAAAUUAUAAAUUAGCCUCAUCUAAACUGUAAAAUUAAAAUUAGUUAUGAAAUUUGCGUUUCGAGCUUAGUCCGACACUAUCUUAGGGUCAGGACUAAGCUAGCCCGGAUUAACGCUAGCUCCAAAAAGCAGACAUUAUUUGUGUUCCAGUGAGAUCUAAACGGGAAUCAAUCGGAUCGCAUGUAUAAUUCAGAGAUUGAACUUCAAAUACCGCAUUACAAUAUCAAAUACAAUUCACUGGAAGAAUCCACAGAAAUA